Messenger RNA from Aspergillus welwitschiae, 1320 nucleotides. RefSeq names its product putative iron-sulfur cluster-binding protein. The record is from RefSeq and is a predicted model, not a curated record. The transcript is spliced from 6 exons. Bases 1 to 1320 code for a protein of 439 amino acids. Gene Ontology annotation, molecular function: 2 iron, 2 sulfur cluster binding. Lineage: Eukaryota; Fungi; Ascomycota; Eurotiomycetes; Eurotiales; Aspergillaceae.
AUGGCUUUAGAAGAACUAAGUCCGGCUCUGUCUCACGCCUUAUCAGCCUUGGUCUUGAUUGCAUUGCUGGCGGGGCUAGCCUUUCUACUUCAAUCUUUAUCACGGCCACUAUUCCGAGGCUAUGAGUCCCUGCGUGUAGAUAAGCCGAAGGAAACCGAACUGAAUCCCGUCUCCGAAGGUAGCGAGAACACUGUCCACAAGGAAUCAGACUUUCCACAAAACUGGUGGACUGGCUCGGAUGUCUUUGAAUUAGAAAGACGGGCAAUCUUCAGUAAAAGAUGGCUAUACCUUGCACACCGUAGUCGGUUCACCAAACCCGGCGACUACCAUUCAUUUGAAGUAGCUGGUAUCCCGAUCUUCUUGGUGCUAGGGAAAGAUGGCAUCGUGCGAGCGUUCCAUAACGUCUGCCGUCAUAGAGCAUACACGGUCACGAGGAAGGAGUGCGGCUCCUCUAUGAUCCUCGGAUGUCGGUAUCAUGGCUGGAGCUAUAACACCAAGGGACAGCUCAUUAAGGCGCCUCACUUUGACAAUGUUCCGGGCUUUGACAAAUCUCAGAAUAGUUUAUUUUCGAUCCAUACCACUACAGACCCUGCUGGCUUUAUAUUCGUAAAUUUGGACGCAUCUCCGACGCUGUUGCCAAUACAAACAACGUCUCUCGAUUUCUUUGCAACCAGAUGCGGCAUCGGACAACAGUCUACAUGGCUGGGAGGUCAAACAGUGGAAGGCCAGUUCAACUGGAAGAUUGGCUUGAGGUUACAGAAAUUCAUCGACCACACAGAACUGGAGACUGAGUUCCCACAGCCAAAGUAUAAAGCGCUAUUAUUGAGCUUGUUCAACCAACCACGAAUGCGCUCGGGCGAAACACAAGUCUUCCCCUUUACUACGUUUCAUACCGUCCACGGAGGGGUACUCUGGUACUCCUUGAGCUUCAUUCCCAUAUCUGAGAGUAGCACCUCGGUUCGGGUUGACUUAUACUCCCAUAAAGACAUGAGCAGUCCGGCGCCUUCAGCAGCAGCAGAAAGUCUCUUCAGCAGAUUGACUAAGCAAAUUCGAGAUUUGGAAGCCCAGUUUCAGUCACAUUCUGGGACUUCAACGCUCCCCACCUAUGUCACCUCAGCAUCAGACCCAGCUGGUACAGAUGCGCAAAGCGAAAUCCUCGAGGCCGUAAAGUCUCACGCCAAAUUAGAAAAACAACUAGGAACCGAAGUCUUCCCCGCUACGAGAAGGCCAAGAACCAAUGCACGAUUCGAGCAGGCCGAACAAAUCUGCAAAGACCUAGAUUGCCAAGACACGUGGAACAACAAGAGUCUCGCCUGGUGA